Trichomonas vaginalis G3 is the source of this 3186-nucleotide messenger RNA. Its product is annotated as ankycorbin family. Gene Ontology annotation, molecular function: actin binding. Bases 1 to 3186 code for a protein of 1061 amino acids. The transcript has a single exon. The record is from RefSeq and is a predicted model, not a curated record. Lineage: Eukaryota; Parabasalia; Trichomonadida; Trichomonadidae.
AUGAAGAAAAAUACUCUUCUUUAUACAAAUGACUGGCUAUCAGUAUUUAUAUUAGAUGGCCUCAUUGAACCAGCCAGAGAAAUCUCAAAGAACUGCAUGUUUUCAAUUCCUCUGUUUUUCUUAAUAAGAGAUGAAGAAACUCUUAAUAAUCUACUUUUGAUUGCAUCCAAUAUUUUCUUUCAACAAUUAAUAUGCAAAGCAAUCAAUGAUGGUUAUAUUUAUCAUCUCCGAAUCAUGAUUCACCAUCCUAAUUUCAGCUUUUCUAAAAUUAAUGCAUCGAUUUUAUCUGAAAUUGAAUGCAAACACAAGGAUAUUUAUCAAGAAAUCAUAGCUUUAUUGAAUGCAAUGACCACUGUUGAGACUGCAUAUAAAAAUUUCCUUGAUAAAAUACCAAUUAAUGAAGGAAUGGUUUAUGAUGUUAUGAAAUAUAGUAUACAAAUUAACUGUAUUUAUAAUUUUAAUAUUAUUGCAUCACAUUACUAUAAUAUUCAUUAUUCAUUAGAACAAUUGAUUGAAUUACUCAAAUUAUCACCAUUUACAUGGUCAUUUGCAUCGGAAAAGAUUGUUGAAAAAGAACCAGAUGGAUCAGUUUGUAUUCCAUUAACAAGAUAUUAUUUUAUUUCAGAAGAUAAUGGUAUUAUUCCAGCACAAGUUGCCGAUAUCAUUAUGAAAGAUCCCGAAUUACAAUCACAACUUACAGCAUAUGAUUGUAUCAACUUGUUAUCAAUGAUUCAACUUGAAUACACAGAUAUUUCUCCCUUAAUUUCUCUUUUAACAAAAUUUGGAUUGAUUACUGAUCCAAGUCAAAUUAAUGAAAAUACAUCAUUAACAGAUAUCCAAGAAAUUGUUUAUAAUUCUCCUAAAAUUGAUGAACUUAUCAAAGAAGAUAUUGAAGGAUUCGCGAAUAUUAUUGCACCACAUCAUGAUUUUAUCACUAAAGUCACUGGAAUUGAAGUUUCAAAAGAAUUUUAUGAUAAAAUGGUCCAUAUUUAUGUCAAUACCUUUAAUCCAAAACCAAUACGUAAAAAUUUAUAUCUCUUUGGAAGAAGUGUUCAAGUUCAGCCAGAAGUUAAAGAACAUUGUGAUAAGUUUAUUAGAUUCCUCACUGAUCCAAUAAACAGAAAACAUGUUGAUGUUAAAGAACUUUGCAAAUCACCUCAAAAUGUCAUCUUCAUCAAAUACCUUGAAUUUACGCAGGAUGAGUUUCAAUAUGUCAAAAAUAUUGAAUUCAUGAAAUUUGAAUUAUGUUUUAAUCAAAAUAAUAUGAAAUUCUUUACAUUUGAAGAACUUAUCAAGACUAGAAAUAGUGAAAAUGUAUUGAAAGGAGCAUUAGUCAAAACAUUGACACCAGAAGAUGUAAGAAAAAUUCAAGAAUACUUUAUUCAUCCAAUCUCUUAUACUCCCUGUGUAAUGCAAACAAACAACGUAGAAUUCCAGCAACGUUAUAGAGAAAUUUUCAAGAGAGAUGAAAUAUGCAAUGGUUUCGAAGAUCAAUUACUGAUCAAUAAUCUCAUGCCUAAUCACAUUUUCGAUGAUAUUUCCUACAAAAUUUUUGCUACUCUUUUAACAAGGAAAUUGAAUGAUGCGACAAAAGCCAAAUUAUUUUUAACAAUCCCUGCAUCUCAGGAAAUGCUUGAAUUUCUAUAUUCUAAAAGAGAAUUGAUAAAUGAUUCUUGUCUGAUUGUUUAUUCAACAAGAAUUUCCUCACCAAUUGUUGAAAAGGGAGCUACAAUUGGUGAUGAUUAUGUAGAAAAAAUAUUCUGCUCGGCACAGAAAAUUGAUUUGGAACUUUUGUUUGAAUACAAGAUUUCCAAGAGAGCUCUAGCAUUAUCAUUGAUAAAAUCCAUCGAGAAUAAAUACAUAGAAGCUAUAAAAAUCUUGCUUUCAAAAGAAGCACCAGUCAAUUUCAUUUUGGAUGGGGUAACUCCACUUCAAGUUGCAAUAAAAAACAAUUACAUUGAAGGAGUUGAAAUUUUACUAAAUCAUGGAGCAUCAAUUGACUUCAAAGGAUUACAGACAGCUGCAUUUGCCGCCGAAUCAUCUAAAAAUGCAAAAAUAAUUAAAUUAAUUUGCAAUAAGAUUGAUGUCGAAUAUGAAUCUCACUUCACCCACAUCACUGAUAUUCAUAUCCCAAAAAAUAUACAACCUAUUAAACAAAAUAUGGAUUUAUUGUGCAGCAGUAAUGCUUUUCAAUACGCAUAUUCGGAUGAUAAAUAUCCUGACUUUAUGAUUUGCUCCCGUGUCAAGAAUACAAAAGAUUCAAUUAAUUUAAUUUCAGAUAUUCAUCAAAUAGUUAUCAAUGUUAUUCAGGAAAAGUCUUCAUUUGCUAAUCCAUUUAGAGUAAUUACUUUAUUUACUCCAGUUGAUUUAUCAGCUCUACGUGAAUUAAUUCCAGGAUUAACGUGUAACAGGAUGAUGAUAUCAGACGAAAUUAAACAAGAUGUCUGGAAUUUCAUUGAUAAAAACUUAGCAAUAAGUAGUCCACAAUUCAGAGCUGUUUAUUCUGUUAUCACAGGAAUCAAAAUGAUUGAACCGAUUGAAGGUCUCUCAGAUUUAUUGUCUGUUGCAACAAGACUUGGCAACAUCGAAAUCAUCGAAGAAUUGUUUGAUAAAGGUGCUCGAAUCGAAGACGUCGAAGGUUAUUAUCAGUUAUUGUCUCCAUCAUUAGAAGCAAUCAGCAAAGAUCGAUCAGACAUUUUAGAACUUUUCAUUCUUCAUGGAUUGAAAUUUGAUCAUAUCUAUUCUAUUGACAACUUCACAUUGCUCAAUGCAAGUAUCGAAUUCAACUCUACAAAAUGCUUUGAUCUUUUAUUUUCUAAGUCAUCAUUUGGUCAUUUUGUUGUUGAAACACCAAUGAUGAGUGCUCUUCAAACAUUCGAACGAACAGGCAACGAUUACUUCAUCAACAAACUUCUUCCUCAAAUUGACACCGAAUACGAAAGAAUUGUUGAUUCAUCAUUUUGUGACUACUUAUUAUUCAAAUCCGGUCAAAUUCCAGAAUUCCACUAUAAUUCAGCCAACAGGAAGAAAACAGUCAUAAGCUCAAGAUUCGUUAAUGAAUCUAAUAUGAUCCCAAAUUCCCUAAGUAGAGGAUUUGAUACUGUUAUUCAAGAAAUAUUGGCAUUCGAUAUUGUUAGAUAUCGUUUUUUAAUGGAGCGUGACCAUAUUCAGAAAUAUAUCGAUUAA